This is a messenger RNA of Scleropages formosus (Asian bonytongue), 6046 nucleotides long. Its product is annotated as potassium channel subfamily T member 1-like. Gene Ontology annotation, biological process: potassium ion transmembrane transport. The record is from RefSeq and is a predicted model, not a curated record. Gene Ontology annotation, cellular component: plasma membrane. NCBI's taxonomy places the organism in Eukaryota, Metazoa, Chordata, Actinopteri, Osteoglossiformes, Osteoglossidae. Gene Ontology annotation, molecular function: outward rectifier potassium channel activity; intracellular sodium-activated potassium channel activity. The transcript is spliced from 30 exons. The coding region runs from base 222 to 3731 and encodes 1169 amino acids.
UUGCCAUUUAAAUGAACAGCAAGCAGGGGUUCAGUUUUGGAGCCGCGUUCUCGUCACGAGAGGCAGGCGCGUGCCGUUGAUUGGCGGGGCGUUCGGUCAAUGCGCGCGAGGAGGAGCGCGAGACCGCCGUCGGCCCGGGAUGCGGAGCGGAUCGUAGCGGAUCGGAGCGGAGGAACCGGAGGAGCGGCGGCGGAGCUCGACGCGGACGGAGGGGUGAAGCGAUGGCCGGAGCGAAGCUGACAGCCGCCGGCGCCGCCCCCCCCGGGAGGAGCCCGGUGCCGGUGCGCACGGUGGCUCACAGGGUCCCCGAGGUGCCGUGGAGCGUCGCGGCGACGUACAGCGAGGGGAUCGUGGGGUCGCUGGGGAACGACACCGAUCAGAGCAGGUAUCUGGAGGAAUACAGUAUGGACUCCACGAACGCACAGGUGCAGGUGGAGUUUUAUGUGAACGAGAACACCUUUAAGGAAAGGCUGAAGCUUUUCUUCAUCAAAAGCCAAAGGUCAAGUCUGAGAAUCCGGCUUUUCAAUUUCUCGUUGAAGCUGUUGACAUGCUUGCUGUACGUGAUCCGUGUUCUCCUGGAUGACCCAGCAAAUGUCCACAGUGGAUGUUCUGUGCUCAAUGGCAGCUGUGGCUCUAGGAACACCAGCACAGACUCCACCAAAAUCAACUGGGAUGUGAUCUUCUGGGUUGACAGGAGGUUUCCGGUGUGGGCAAUACAGGUAACAGUGGCCUUAAUCAGCUUCCUGGAAACCAUGCUUCUAACUUAUCUCAGUUACAAGGGAAAUGUUUGGGAGCAGAUCUUCCAGAUGUCCUUCAUCCUGGAGAUGAUCAAUACCGUCCCCUUUAUCACCACAAUCUUUUGGCCUCCGCUGAGAAACAUCUUUAUCCCAGUGUUUCUGAACUGCUGGCUGGCAAAGAGUGCCCUGGAGAACAUGAUAAACGACCUGAACCGGGCCAUACAGAGGACGCACUCGGCGAUGUUCAACCAGGUCCUCAUCCUCAUCUGCACUCUGCUGUGCCUGGUCUUCACCGGAGCCUGCGGUAUCCAGCACCUCGAAAGGGCGGGGAAGAACCUCUCUCUGUUCAACUCGCUCUACUUCUGCAUAGUUACCUUCUCCACCGUGGGCUACGGCGACGUCACCCCUCGGAUCUGGCCCUCCCAGCUGCUGGUGGUCAUCCUCAUCUGUGUCGCCCUAGUAGUGCUCCCCCUACAGUUCGAGGAGCUGGUGUAUCUGUGGAUGGAGAGGCAGAAACUGGGAGGGAAUUACAGCCGCCACCGUGCACAGACAGAGAAACAUGUGGUGCUGUGCGUGAGCUCCAUCAAGACUGAUCUUCUCAUGGACUUCCUCAAUGAGUUCUAUGCCCAUCCCAGGCUGCAGGACUACUACGUGGUGAUCCUCUGUCCAACAGAGAUGGAUAUCCAAGUGCGGCGUGUGUUGCAGAUUCCGCUCUGGUCCCAGCGGGUCAUCUACCUACAGGGCUCGGCUCUUAAGGACCAGGACCUGAUGAGGGCAAAGAUGGACAAUGCGGAAGCUUGCUUUAUUCUGAGCAGCAGGAAUGAGGGGGACCGCACAGCUGCUGACCACCAGACCAUCUUGAGGGCUUGGGCCGUGAAGGAUUUUGCCCCAAACUGUCCGCUCUAUGUGCAGAUCCUGAAACCCGAGAACAAGUUCCACGUGAAGUUUGCCGAUCACGUGGUUUGCGAAGAAGAGUUUAAAUACGCCAUGCUGGCUCUGAACUGCGUCUGUCCGGCAACGUCCACGCUGGUCACGCUCCUGAUGCACACGUCCCGCGGACAGGAGGGCCAGCAGUCACCGGAGCAGUGGCAGAGGAUGUACGGCCGUUGUUCGGGCAACGAGGUGUAUCACGUCCGCCUGACGGACAGCAAAUUCUUUGGAGAGUACGAUGGCAAGAGCUUCACCUACGCCUCGUUCCACGCGCACAAGAAGUAUGGCGUGUGUCUGAUCGGCGCGAGGAGAGACGACAACAAGAGCAUCCUGCUGAACCCGGGACCUCGUCACAUUAUGGCAGGCUCCGACACCUGCUUUUACAUGAACAUUACCAAGGAGGAGAACUCCGCCUUCAUUUUCAAAGAGGAGGAGAAGCACAAGCUGAAAGGCAUGGCGGCAGGGUCCCGCCUCCCCGUCCACAGCAUCAUUGCCAGCAUUGGAACCGUAGCCAUGGAUGUUCAAAGCACAGAGCCACGCGACAGCGGAAACAAGCUGGCCGUGCCCACGGAGAACGGGUCCGGGAGUCGGAGACCCAGCAUAGCCUCGGUUCUGGAGACAGCAGGCUCUGCCGGCGUCCUGCCCUGUGACAUCCUCAGCGACCAGGCGGAGGACGAGAUGCCCCAGUCGGAUGAAGAGGCAGUGUCCACUUCUGAGUGUGUGAAGGGCUACCCCCCCAACUCCCCUUACAUUGGCAGUUCCCCCACCCUGUGCCACCUGCUCCCCCAGAGGGCCCCCUUCUGCUGCCUGCGCUUGGACAAGGGCUGCAGGCACAACAGCUUCGAAGAUGCCAAAGCAUAUGGAUUCAAGAACAAGCUGAUCAUUGUGUCUGCGGAGACCGCAGGGAACGGCUUGUACAACUUCAUCGUCCCUCUGCGUGCCUAUUACCGUCCCAGGAAGGAGCUGAAGCCCAUCGUACUGCUGCUCGACUACCCGCCAGACAGUCACUUCCUGGAGGCAAUCUGUUGUUUCCCAAUGGUUUACUUCAUGACUGGAGCCAUUGACAACCUGGACAACCUACUGCAGUGUGGGAUCAUCUAUGCAGACAACCUGGUUGUGGUGGACAAGGAGAGCACCAUGAGUGCAGAAGAAGACUACAUGGCAGAUGCUAAAACGAUCGUAAACGUACAGACCAUGUUCAGGCUGUUCCCCAGCCUCAGCAUCAUCACCGAGCUUACCCAUCCCUCCAACAUGAAGUUCAUGCAGUUCCAAGCCAAGGAUUGCUACUCGCUGGCUCUGUCUAAACUGGAGAAGGAGGAGCGAGACAAGGGUUCCAACUUGGCCUUCAUGUUCCGCCUCCCGUUCGCCGCUGGCCGGGUCUUCAGCAUCAGCAUGCUCGACACACUCCUGUACCAGUCAUUUGUGAAGGACUACAUUAUUCCCAUUGAAAGAUUGCUGCUGGGUUUGGACACCACCCCUGGGUCUGGCUUUCUGUGUGCGAUGAAAGUGACCGAGGAGGACCUGUGGAUCAGGACGUACGGACGGCUGUUCCAGAAGAUGUGCUCAUCGUCCGCUGAAAUCCCCAUCGGCAUCUACCGGACCGAGUCGCACGUUUUCUCCACCUCUGAGUCCCCGCUGUGCUUCGCCCUGGUGGACCGAGAAGGUCCAAAGGACGGACGGGAGCCACGGAGGGAGACGGUGGAGCGCAGGAGCCGUGCAGCCGGUGACCAGUCCCAGACCCCGUUGCUGGGAAAGAGAAGCGUGCAGCGCGUGCAGCGCGUGGUCAGCAAGAGCGGCGGACCCGGCGAUCGCUCCGAGGAGCAGCGGUCCACCGUGUACCGCUGCUCCGAGAGGCAGGAGCUCUUCGAACUCGUCAGGAGCCGUAUGGAGCACCUGGGCCUUCCCACCCUGGGCUACGAUGAGAUGAGUGACCACCAGAACACCGUGUCCUACGUCUUGAUCAACCCCCCUCCGGACACGAGGCUGGAGCUCAACGAUAUCGUGUACUUGAUCCGGCCCGACCCGCUGGCGUGCGUGUCUGAGGACCAGCAGGCAUCAGGAUGAGGGAGGACAUUCUGGUCGAGACCAGGGCUGGGAGACACACCUGAACCCAGUUUCUUCUUCCAUGUGGAUCUACAGCAGCACCAGAAGUGCUUCACACUGCUUGAUGAAGGUGCUUGGAAAAGUCCAUUUGUGACACCCCUGCUGAAAGAAGCUAUGCAGCCACCUAUGCAUCACGUCGUCGGAAUGGAUGGAGACGCUCGGUGAGAAGGAGCCAAUGAAAGGGACCGAUGAAGAAUGGAGGGCAAGACCAAGAACGAACGGGACAGGUGGCUGUGUCGAAAGCGGAAUGGACGGGCACAGAGCGCGACCUCCUCUGAGACACACCGAGCUCUAGUUUCACAGAUUUACGUUCCACUGGGUCACAUGUGAUGCACGUUGUUUUUUUCAGUUCUAAUUUAGACAACUAAGAGGAUAACUGAUCCACCUGCGCAUGUAGAAAAACUGAUUUUUUUUAAAAGUUCAGAGUUUCAUUUUGGAAAAUGAAAUACUUUUCUGUGGGACCAUUUCGAGAUGGGAACCAUGUAAUGUGCCAAUCAAAGCACAGAGAUCAGCAAGAUGCAAAUAGACAUAGAUGUUGACCAACUCUUAUGUUCUGGUAUUAUCUACAAAUUUCUGUCCAAUGUGGCCCAAUCCAGUUUCCUUAAAUCAAGAUUCGUGACACUUUGACGCUCUUUUGCUGAAAUUAAUGUUGGAGCCUCGUACAGAAUUACACCCUUAAAUGUGAGAACGGCACAAAUCUGUCACGUUUCAUAGAGCAGUAAGGCUUCCUCACGUCGCCUUGUAGGGCCACAUGAUCGAGGCUCCUAGAAAACAGCGGUAGCUUCAACAUCUUGAGAUUUUUAAACAUUUUUUCAAAGAAAAUCAGUGGAACCUACGCUAAGUACCUGAACGUGUGGGAAGGUGACACUUGUUCCACCUUUGUCACUAUUUAAAUAACACAGCUGCUGUUAUAAAUGUCACCGUGGCUCUUUACUCACAACACUGAGUAGUUCCUCACUACCGGUGUUGACCAGAACCACAAAGUGUGGCUGUUUGGUGUCAUUUCUCUGUGACCUUUAGUCAGUAUCAGCGGUUUAGUCAAGGGUUAGUAUUGCACUUCUAACAGCGCGUCACGUAUAAACCAUCCGGGGCACAACCAUGUAGAGACGUUGCGACCUCCUUGACCUUUAAACGACUGCGAGACCUUCCGUUGUAGCGCAUGAACCGCUUGGUGGAAGCACACAGCGUGGCGGUAACAAAAGUUCUGCAGCCUAAAGCCUCCCCAUGGACGGCAGUCUCUGGUCUUUCCUUCCGAAGCUCAGUCACCGAUCAUCGGAGAACGUGGCGUGACGACAAUCGGACCGUGUGAAGGAAACGGCCUGUUCGCGCGCAACCGCCGCACCAUUCGUUGAAAUGUGAGAUAAAGCCGUGCGUAUGAGAUGCACGGCGUACGUUACGGGGGACUCGCCUCACACGAAGACGUACGAAAGCACCUGUCGGAGACCUUUUUUUCGGCUCCUCAUCCAAUUUUCUACGGUCACGUAAGAGUUUGUAUUUGUCACUGCCGUGUUUCAGGGUAACAAUAAAGGCACGACGCAUGCGGCUAUAACCUCCGACCCGUGUUUUGUUUAGAAAUGACCUUCUAAAUUCCACAGCAAUUUCUUUCUUUAUUUUUACAGUUAUUUUACUCGUCCUUUCACUGUCUGUCAGUUUGACGAACAGGGGUCCGCUGCUCGCUUGGCUCUGAGCGUCGGCUUCUUGCCGGAGAAGUUUGUUAUCCGAACCCCACGCGAAACGGGCCAGAGGUCCGUCCUCAACUCCGUCUUUCCGUUUUAUUCCAAUUCUAAUGCAGCUACUCGUUUAAAGUGUGCUGGGAAAGGCGUGCUUUUCAACUAACGUUGCCGUACUUGGAAGGAUCGCGUCCUUCUCCCGACGGAGAAGCGCGGGGAGAGCUUGAGCGGGGCGCUGGACAAGCCAAGGCAACGCAGUCUCUUCAUGAAUCAGGUCAAGCUUUCGCACGUGAUUUCAAUUAAUAUGUUAGCUUGAUUCAUCAAAACAUACUAAAUACUUGUCAAAAAAAAGAUUUUUAUCAAAAAAACACACACUACAGUGACUUUUCACUUUUAAAAAGUAAAGAAAAGCACUGUUGGUCAUACACACUACAGUUAACACCACCGUCAUGAAUCCUAACAAAACGUGUUGAUGCUGCAGUGUGAAUUAGAUUUCAGUCGAGUGUCACAAAUGGACUCAUUUGUACUGAAUAGAGGGAACUGAGGGGGAUGCGGUGGCGCAGCGGGUUCGGUCGGGUCCUGCUCUCUGGUGGUUCUGGGGUUCGA